UGGUAGUCAGAGAUAAUGUAUGUAAGACAGAAAUACAAAUGGUUAAAAGGCUGCUAUUAUCCAUAGUCGGUAUCUUCUUGAAACAGAGCUAUUGAUUCAAUGAAUAAGAGUGUCAAAUGAUAAACAAUAACUACUCAUCCAUUACCGUUAUAUUCUUAAUUGUAUAACGAAACAUUCAUGUCGAUAAAAUCCACGCACUAGUUCAGUUAGAUAAAACUUUGAUGUUCUCUUCUUUCUAUACAUACUAUAGAGACACAGAUAUAAAGCAAAAAAUAGAGAAAAGAACAAAUUUUAUCGUUUUACCCAAAAGAAAGAUUCUCUUCACUAUGAAAUUAGACAUCCCCCUAAUCUACCGCUCCAUUUCUUAAUGUUUACAACCGUUCAAAUGUUUUCAGCUAGAAUAAACUAUGUCAAGUUAUGAAAGUUUCUGCACAGUUAAUGAAAGACGACAUAUACUAUCUAACUGAUGAUAAACGGGCGUGCUCUCCAGAUAUCUUAUACACCCUAGAAAGAUUUACUGUCAGCUUGCUUUUUACAUCUUUACCUCUAUCACACAUUUAUAAGUGCAGGUGAGAUAUCACAAUAGAGCACCACAAUGUUGUUCUAUAGAAAGGUGUGUAUUGCCUUUUUUCUUACUUUGUGUGUUUUUGUUGACGCUACAGACCAUUAUCUGAAUGCUCAUGGGGCUUUUGGGAAUCGUCAGUCUGUAAAGGGUGAACCAAAUAUAUAUCCUUGUGAUCGAAGCGCAGGCAUCUCUACGUCUUCAGGUCCAAUUCCAACUGUGACCAUUACUGAUUUGAAUGUUUCAACUACAGUGUACGUUAGUAUGGAACAAGUUGAAGUAACUUGGACGCCAAUAUUAAACACAUGUGACGAUGAUUUCAUCGGUAUCUAUUUUGUAGAAAUACCGAUUCUUACGGGUACAUAUGCUAUUUAUGUAUGAUUAGCCAGAAAGAUGAACUGAUUACAUUAGUUAUCGUCAAAAUGAUUUCGUUACGAUCGAAAGAAAUAGCUAGAAAUCAGAUUCUUCUCUGUAUUAUAGUAUAAACGUGCAUCUUUUCUGUUUUUAUCAGGUGAUUGUGAUUGUGUCGGCUAUGCGUUUGUGCAAAAGAACCAGACUAGUACGUCAUGAGAAAUGAUCAAUUUCCGUCGACCACUUGAAUUUCGUUAGUAUUCACGCGAUCAGCAUUGCUCCGGUACUAUUCGUUUGUCGCCAACUCAUCCGUUGUUCGACCCCUUAACUAAAACGAACCUACACAGAUGCAUUUAGCAUAUGGUGAUCGAACCGAUCAAAUGUAUGUUUCUUUUGUCACUAAUUCAAAUGCUCAUACACCACGAUGUCAAUAUGGAUUAAAUCCAUCGUCACUAGGAUGGAAGGCUAAUGGUACGACACUCACUUAUACAGCAUCAGACAUGUGUGAAGGUAGAGCUACUGUAUGGGGUCCACAAAACUUCAUCGAUCCUGGCUUUAUGCAUACGAUUUUACUCAAUGAUCUCCACCCAUCAACUAAGUAUUCCUAUCGGGUAGGCACUGAUGAAGACGGCUGGUCGUCAGUGUACUCAUUUAUCAAUCGUCCUGCAAAUGGAGAUUCAAAAGUGCCCCUCAUUUCUUAUGGUGACAUGGAGUUGUCGCCAGUUGAACCAGGUACUAAAUCAACUAUUGAUCGAGUACAAGCACGAGUGACGUCGACUAAUAUCACUUGUCUGUUACAUAUUGGUGACAUCAGUUAUGCUCAAAGUAUCGGUGUUUUGUGGGAUGCAUUCAUGACUCAGAUAGGACCGAUCGCAUCUCGUGUACCAUACAUGGUCAGUAUUGGAAAUCAUGAAUAUGAUCAUGUUACUGGUGGUGAUAAGGACUCAAGUGGAGCACCAGGUCCCGGAGGAUUUCGUCCCAAAUGGGGUGAUUAUGGUACUGAUUCUGGUGGUGAAUACGCCGUUCCCAUGCUGCGUCGUUUUCACUCUCCAUCCAAUGGCAACGGUCUAUCUUGGUACAGUUUUGAUGUUGCUCACAUUCAUUUUAUUUUAUAUUCAAAUGUACAUGACUUUCAUCGUGGAUUACCACAAUAUAUUUGGCUAGAGCAAGAUCUUCAAUCGGUGAAUCCUUCCCGCACACCGUGGCUUAUUUCUGCUUCGCAUCGUCCCAUGUAUUCAUCACAAAUAAUCGACCCACCCUAUUUGAUUAUAUUAAUGUUGCAAUUACAUUUAGAACCGUUAUUUUACAAAUAUCAUGUUGAUAUUAAUCUUUAUGCUCAUAUGCAUUCGUAUGAGCGAACUUGUCCAAUGUAUCAACAGAAAUGUGUUGAUGAUGAUGUUACACAAGUUUUAAUUGGUAUGGAUGGACUAUCUUUGGUUUCUUAUCCAUAUACAGGUGCUCAAUGGAGUAUCUAUCAUGAUGAAGAAUAUGACUACACACAAUUGUGA
Messenger RNA from Didymodactylos carnosus, 2421 nucleotides. The record is from the annotation of a GenBank genome assembly. NCBI's taxonomy places the organism in Eukaryota, Metazoa, Rotifera, Eurotatoria, Philodinida, Philodinidae.